AUGACACACCCCCUCCCCCAAAGAAUAGACGUCCACUCACACUUCCUCCCACCCUUCUACCGCACCGCCCUCGCCGAAAACGGGCACACACAUCCCGACGGCAUGCCCGCGAUCCCUUCCUGGUCUCCGCCCCAACACCUCGAAAUGAUGAAAACAGCCAACGUCUCCAAAUCCAUACUCUCCAUCUCCAGCCCGGGGACAAAUAUCAACCUGCACGAUCCGGAAUUAGCAAUCGAUCUAACACGGCAAUGCAACGCCUACGCUUCGUCUUUGAAGCAGCAACAUCCAGAAAAGUUUGGUGUUUGGGCUGCACUGCCGUUACCGGAUGUUGAAGCGAGUUUGAAAGAGAUAGAGAAGUGUGUUGAGGAAGGAGUCGAGGGCUUUGGCUUACUAACGAAUUACCAUGGGAUUUAUGUGGGAGAUGAAGCAAUGGACGCAGUCUUCGAUAAACUGAACGAAAUCAGCGCGACGGUAUUCAUUCAUCCAACGAAACCGUGUAUUAGGAACGUCGGUGGCAACAGUUCUAGCGACGACUCGCCUCAGACGACAGACGCUCUUCCAUUUGGCGAGCAGUACCCCGUCCCGAUAUUCGAGUUCUUCUUCGAUACUGCAAGGGCGGUUAUCAAUCUCUUCAGCACAGGGACGGUGGACCGGUGUCCGAACAUCAAGUUCAUCAUCCCGCAUUCUGGCGGUGCGUUACCGCCGCUUAUGACACGGUUCAUCCAGUUCUCCAGCGUGGUGCCGGGCGGGAGGGUCUUGAAUGCUUCGACGGUGCGGAAGCAGCUCGAUACGCAAUUUUAUUUUGAUCUCGCGGGAUUUGUGUUUGAUGGAGAGAGCGGGGGGCAGGGGCAGUUGAAGGCGUUUGUUGAAGGGUUUGAGAUUUCGUAUGAGAGGUUGCUGUAUGGGAGUGAUUUUCCUUUUACGAAGACGCAGUUUGUGAAGGCGUUUGCGGAAAGGAUGAAAGAUGGGUUGGAGAGCUUGUUUGGAGAGAAGGAGAGAGAUGCGAUCUAUCAGGGUAAUGCAGUUAAGUUGUUAGACAACGGGAAAAACAAGAUAUGA
Molecule: messenger RNA, 1059 nt
Organism: Alternaria ventricosa
Lineage: Eukaryota; Fungi; Ascomycota; Dothideomycetes; Pleosporales; Pleosporaceae
Exons: 1
Coding region: 1-1059 (352 amino acids)
Biological process (GO): secondary metabolic process
Cellular component (GO): cytoplasm; cytosol
Molecular function (GO): carboxy-lyase activity; hydrolase activity
Source: RefSeq, a predicted model, not a curated record